Molecule: messenger RNA, 438 nt
Organism: Pipra filicauda (Wire-tailed manakin)
Lineage: Eukaryota; Metazoa; Chordata; Aves; Passeriformes; Pipridae
Product: feather beta keratin-like
Exons: 2
Coding region: 109-438 (109 amino acids)
Cellular component (GO): intermediate filament
Molecular function (GO): structural constituent of cytoskeleton
Source: RefSeq, a predicted model, not a curated record
UGCAGGCAGCGGGACCAUGGUAUAAAAGCCUAUAGAACACAAGCCCCUUCCAUCCUCUUCUCUUGCCUUAUUCUCCCGGGUGAACAGCCCUGCCUCUGCCCCAGAACUAUGUCCUCCUACGAGCUGUGUCCCCCCGGCCCCUGCGGCCCCACCCCGCUGGCCAACAGCUGCGCCGAGCCCUGCGUGCGGCAGUGCCAGGACUCCACCGUGCUCAUCCAGCCCCCGGCCGUGGUGGUGACCCUGCCCGGGCCCAUCCUGAGCUCCUUCCCCCAGAGCACGGCCGUGGGCUCCUCGGCCUCGGCCGCCCUGGGCAGCUCCCUGGGCUCCGAGGGGGUUCCCGUCUCCUCCGGGGGCUCCUCGGGGUGGGGGGCCUGGGGGUCCGUCCGGCCCUCGCGGCGCCCCAACCCCUCCAGGGGUGGCUUUGGGGAGCCCUGCUAA